This is a messenger RNA of Varroa destructor (honeybee mite), 2659 nucleotides long. RefSeq lists its product as uncharacterized. NCBI's taxonomy places the organism in Eukaryota, Metazoa, Arthropoda, Arachnida, Mesostigmata, Varroidae. The record is from RefSeq and is a predicted model, not a curated record.
AAUAAAAUCUACUAGAAAAAAGAAAUCAACUCGAAUAUUAUUUUCGUAACGAUGAAUUGUUGUUGUAAAUUACAUAGUUUCUGUUCGAAACUAUGACUACAAUCUUCUAGUCAACUCUCGCGAGAGAUAUUUUAUUGCUCACAUAGAAAUCAUUGUUGUACCGGUUCUUUUAGUUAUGUAGGUAUUAUCCGUAUUUCGUAUACCUAUAUAAUUGUUAUGAAUGUCUAUUUGUUAACCCUAUCACGUUCAUCUAUAUAUAUAUAUCAUCAUAUAAUCUAAGGUACAGUGAUUCGUUAUUUUCGACUAUUAUUUUUAAUGCAUUCGUAGCAUCUUACUAACUGCAUACGAAUUUGGCCAAAUUAACGAAGGUCUAUUAACUAUCCAGGCUGAUCAAAAAUUCCGAUAUUCGUUUAAGCUCAAUCUAUAGAACAGUGAAAAAGUAAAAAUGAUCCAGUGUUCUGUUCAGACGUAUUUGAAGUCACCAACCACACUGCUAAAUUUUUAGUACUAAUUAGUUUCGUAAAAGAAACCGUAAGUUCGUGGACACGAGCUCUUAAGUUAGGUCACAAAAUCCAGCAAGGGUGUAUAGUAUUUUACGUAUUAUCAGGGUAACGGAUAUAUGAUCGUGGAGAAAAGCUUUGUAGCGUUGAGAUCAACAUUUGUUUCGCCGAUUAAAUAACCUGAAGUUACGCAAUUACAAGAAAAGUUUUAAUUCCUAAUUAAGCGCCCGUGACGAUAAAUAACAUCGAUGCACUUCUCGAAGAAAGCGUAAUUGAACUUUACUGAGAGGACUCCAUACAACAAUUAGCCCUGAAAUUCACCAGCGUAACUACAUUGUUAACGAGCUGGUCAAGAUCCGUCGAUUCUAUUGAGGAAACGUUUCCAAUUCAUCCGCAUGCGGACAGGAUUCUCAAAGAACUACGCCAGCAAGGAAGAAUUCAUGGGGCACGGUGGGAUUCCGCCCUAGCAACACUUACGACAGUUUGUCACCCAAUGGUUGCUAACGGUUUAGCUCAUACUGCACUAUCUAUGGUGAAUCUUCAAAAAGAGUUUGUGUCAGCCCCGUUAAUUAACUGCGAUCCGGAAACGGACAUAUCAACGUGUGUUGCCAUGGACGACCUCGAUGGUGCAGGGUUAAAGGAUUUGGUUGAAAUCUUCGUUAGACUUCAGGCUAUUUGCACGGCGCUCGCCCACUCCCAAAGAAUAGGAAUCUCUGAAAAAGCGGUGAACCUCGCUUCAGGUCUCAAUGGUGAAGUGGUCGCGGAGCUCUCAGCGUUAAAAUCAGCCCUACGACAACAGGCGCAAACCAGAGGUACUGACUAUUUAGAGCGCGUUGUGGGCGAGACAACCGAAACCGGUAGCUAUUCACGGUUAACAUCCGCUGCUGGAUUUGUGACGGAUAUGGUUUCCAACGUGGCCUCGUUGGCAAGCGAAGCCUCAAAAUCUAUAACGCAGCUAAUGGACAAAGGAAUGUACUAUAUGUGCAUUUCGUACAUACUGGUCACGUAUGUGACUCUUCUAUUGGUUUCACACUGGUUGACGUGUCGGCUUCUUCGGAAUGCUCGUCAGGCUUGUUUUUUAAUAGCGUUCUCAAACUGCGUUGUCCAAAUUUGGCUGCUGCACAAAAGUCGAACAAAGGGCAACGUAGACAUGGGUUGGCUUAGUCCAAAUCUGACGGACAGCACGUACGUACACUGCGCCCUCUUGGCACUCGUCCUCACGUUUACGGGUGUCCGCAGGCAUGAUGUUCGGUUGAAGUAUCUGCAUCAUAUUACUUCGCAACAUAUGCAGAUUUGUCAGAUUCUACAAGGUUUAGAACAAAGACGACGAUUGGAGGCUGCUUAAAGUCUUUUGUUGUUGUCUUCACGACCACACUUUAGCGCGCAGAUGUGGCGUUUAAGCUGUAAAUUCAGGGACUUGCUAUAGUAGAGCCACUAAUAUCAGGGGCUUGUUUACUCAAAUUGCGAACUGCAGGUGCUUGCAGUUGACACGAGUUUUGGUAAUUUUGUCUGUGUGACUAAUUCAAAUGAAUUAGUCAUCAAACCAAGGACUCACGCAGUUCUGAAGGACACUGAAGGCUGGCAACUGAUAAAUUAUGAUUUGGUUACUACGUACUGUCACUUUGAACAUGUCAUAACAAAUGCAUUGGUUUAGCAAAAUAUAUUGUAUUAAAGAAAUUGUCUCGUACGUUAGAUUGACAUCUUGUGGUUACGCAAAUAAAUGAUUAAUUCUGGUCACAUGCAAGGUUUCUAUGCUAUGGAUCUUUUAUCGUUAAUAGCCUAAUUUAUAGCUUCGUAAGUAGAUGAACUAAUGCUUUGGUGCAUUGCAAAAUUUAGUAUCAUGUUUUAUAUGCGACGCUACAUAGGGCCUUGCGCUAGAGCAGCCUGGGAGAUGAAGGACUACGCUUCUGUUUACAGCUUAGAGAUAAACGUAAUUGCGACGAAAAAUCCAUUCACCUGAUGUUAAAGACUGUUAUAUUAUCUAAAGUCAGUUGAUUGUUUACUAUUUUUUUGCAGAAAUAUAUGCAUCAAAAGCUUCUUUGCGCGAUAUGCAGUAUAUACGUAGGGUCUAGUUAGUAAGUGAUGCUUUGUUAGAUAAGAUUCCAGCGAUCCCUCCGAAGUAGUAUUAGGUUGCCUUCACGCAUGAAGCAAAUAGCUGU